AUGCGCCGCUACCUCUCCAGUGUCACCCUGGUUCUUGCGGCCACGCACUGUGUCCUCUCUUCUCCGCUGCCCGCAGGCACGGGCGGGGACUCUGAGGCUGCACGCUCCGUGCCCCUCUCGACCAUUCCCCCCAGCUCGAUGGACAAGCUCCGUGUCCCCGACAAGCCCAACGAUGAUCCUAACCUCGGCACCACCUCCACGCCUCCCCCUGGCGGGACUCAAUUCCUCGACGUAGCCGCCUUGUCCGGGAUCAAAGGCAAGAAUGAUGCGACGACGCACAGCGCCCAGCACGACAACUUGCCCGGCAUUACGAACACAAAGACUGUCAUGGCCAUUUCGCAGAUCCCGGGACCAAAGGGAGCUAUACCUGGGCGUCGUGACGGCAGCCGUAGGGUUGAAGAAAGGAAAGAUGCGAGUGGCAGGAAAGUUCACCUGCCCGAGGAGGAGCACAGAAAGCGCGCCACCGUAUCGCCAGGAGUGGACAAGAUCAAGACGCCCAUCUACUGGCACCCUAUCAAUCCAGGCAGAAAGGGCAACGGGACGACGUCGGACGGCAAGCGCGACGGGUGGUCUAGCCCUCAUACUGAAAACUCCGACAAUCCGCUCGUGUCCAAGAAUCGAGUCAUCCCUGGCAGCAAGGUCAAGGGUAUCAAGCCUUUCGGCAACGACGGCAACGAUGACUUGAGCAACGAGGUUCGCCGCCGCGACGACGAGCACUUCACACCGCAGAACUCGGCAAAGGGAGGUUCCCUGGCUCCGCCCAAGAACGUGGUCACGCUCAUUUCGGUGUUGGGCAGUGGUGGAGAGGUUCGACCCCUCGUCAAUCCCUCUUCGGAGACCAGCGGCGGGGGCAAUGUGCUUGCCUGGCCGAGUUGGACGAAGAAGAAGAAGAAGAUCCCCACGCGCGCGGACGAUGAGAAGAGGAGUAUUGGUGAGCCCGGACUGAUCUCGCAGGGCGGUAUCAAUUUCUUGCUUGAGAUGAAUAGGAUGGAGAAGGGGGAGAAGCCCGUCAAGGAUGGGAAGCGUGCAUUGCGAAACAAGGAGGGAAGGAUGGCUCGUAUCCGGGCCACGCCUAGCGAGGGGUAA
Molecule: messenger RNA, 1086 nt
Organism: Jaminaea rosea
Lineage: Eukaryota; Fungi; Basidiomycota; Exobasidiomycetes; Microstromatales
Exons: 1
Coding region: 1-1086 (361 amino acids)
Source: RefSeq, a predicted model, not a curated record